CAUUGAGAUCACGUCCUGAAGCGGCUUCCACAGUCAAACCUGUCCAUCUGUGCCAACGAGUAGCGAACCACAUUCUUAAGACUUCCCGUUUGCGCCGGCGAGUCGCGCACCCACACUCGUCAACAUGCCGGACAUCAAGCGUACCGUUCGCGUCAUCACCAAGCAGCAAAUCAUCCACGAUGUAGAGCCGGAGGUGGAAGGCUUUCCUAUGCGCUCGUGGUCAAUCUCCAUCUACCUCGUUGGACCCGACGGCGACUCAAUCCCUGCGAGCUGCUACGACAAAGCAACCUACCUCCUUCACGAGACUUUCGGCAAGCGCGCGAAGCAGACGUUUAAGAGUCCGCCGUUCACGAUCAAGGAGCGAGGAUGGGGCGAGUUCGAUAUGCAGAUCGUGCUGACGCCGCUUGGGAGUCCGAAGGGUGGAGACCAGACGCUCCAGCAUGAUGUGAACUUUGCGCAGGAAGAAUACGAGAGCACGCACAGUGUGACAUUUCGCAACCCCAAAGAGCCACUUCUUUCCGCGCUGAAGGAGUCCGCCCCCGCUGGCGAGGCAACAAAUGGCGCAGCGCCCGCGGCUAAGCCCGAGAAGAAGAAGGCAAAGACCUCGAAGAGCGUCGACAUGGAGAAGCUCGCCGAAGCUCUGCCGCAACUACAAGAAGAUGACCUUCUGCAGGUCGUGCAAAUGGUGCAUGACAAUAAGACCGAAGAGACAUACACGAACAACGAUGUCGAGAACGGCGAGUUUCACGUCGACCUGUACACCCUUCCGGAUCCGCUCAUCAAGAUGCUUUGGGAGUUCUGCGAAAAGCGGGUGGACAUGAGUGCUAUGGGCUGAUCUUUAUGUGCGGUUCCAGCCGGGGAACGCACUCUUCCUUCACCUGGCCUGCUCUACCCUCUACACAGGCUUCUUUCGGCCACAAGGUGACUUUAAAACACGGCAAGUAAGCAAGUGUACUUUUACCAUGGGUCUCGUAUUGUUCAACAGACCAGCGUCACAGCGGGCAUCGAGUCUUUGGGCAUGGGACGGUGGCAUGUUGAUAGCGAUGGCGUUCGGCGUCAGUAAGCCGGACAACACGCGUCCAGAUAAGGCGAAUGCUAGAUAGCGAGCUGUUGAGUAGCAUGACAUGAUAUGCGUUCUGCUUUCCAUGCCUUUAUACGAUGGUUGCCGUUGCUG
Messenger RNA from Baudoinia panamericana UAMH 10762, 1174 nucleotides. RefSeq lists its product as uncharacterized. Gene Ontology annotation, biological process: chromatin remodeling; regulation of transcription by RNA polymerase II. The transcript is spliced from 5 exons. The coding region runs from base 125 to 835 and encodes 236 amino acids. Gene Ontology annotation, cellular component: NuA4 histone acetyltransferase complex; Swr1 complex. Gene Ontology annotation, molecular function: histone binding. NCBI's taxonomy places the organism in Eukaryota, Fungi, Ascomycota, Dothideomycetes, Mycosphaerellales, Teratosphaeriaceae. The record is from RefSeq and is a predicted model, not a curated record.